AUGAUGUGCCAUAUUGAUUAUUCUUCCCCUGACAAUAUAACAUCAGAUUGCCUGAACAAUUUAUUGGUGAUAAAUCACACAAAGACCACCAUUCAGCUUUAUAAGAGAAAUGCAUUAUCAUCGUUUGAAGAUGAGGAGUGGCAGAGGGUACUAUCAAACAUAGACAGUGGAAACAGGGUUCAAAUUGUGGUUGCUUUCUGGAGCAGAUUAACUGUUAACGAUACAACAAUUUAUCUUAUAUAUGAGCCAAUUGAUGAAAAAAUGGAGGAUUACCAUUCACCAAAUAACAAUGUAGAUGUUCCUAGUUAUGAAUCUUCAAGUUCUGUCAUGUCUAUCUCUCGAGUGGAACCCGUGCAGGACUUGAGCAAAUCUCCUUUGUUCUUGCAUGAGAUCAAUUCUGAGUGA
This is a messenger RNA of Sphenostylis stenocarpa, 405 nucleotides long. Lineage: Eukaryota; Viridiplantae; Streptophyta; Magnoliopsida; Fabales; Fabaceae. The record is from the annotation of a GenBank genome assembly.